Molecule: messenger RNA, 1467 nt
Organism: Exserohilum turcica Et28A
Lineage: Eukaryota; Fungi; Ascomycota; Dothideomycetes; Pleosporales; Pleosporaceae
Exons: 6
Coding region: 1-1467 (488 amino acids)
Cellular component (GO): mitochondrion
Source: RefSeq, a predicted model, not a curated record
AUGACUUUGCACGACGUCGGCAUGCUUCAACGCUGUGAUGUGGAUCAAUUUUACAAGUACACCUCGGGUCGAUGGCUCUGGAAUGAGAAGCAUCAACUUGCUCGACGUUACGUCAAGUUUGACCUACCGGAGCUCCUCCAAGUCUCCGCGCAAGCGACUGGAGCUCGCUCUUGUGACAAGAUUGAGAAACUGCCUGAAGGAAAUUUUAGCAAGGUCUUUCUAAUUACCAUGAAUAAUGGCCGAGAAUUAAUCGCCAAACUCCCCAACCCUAAUGCUGGACGUCCGCACUUUACGACAGCCAGCGAAGCCGCCACCAUGGACUACGUUCGAAAUGUCCUCGGCAUUCCGGCGCCCCGCGUAUAUGGUUGGAGCUCCUCGACAGACAAUCUCGUUGGAGCAGAGUACAUCCUGAUGGAACGCAGUAGGGGAGAAAGACUUGAGGUUAUCAGGACCUUGGUUGGGUACGAGAAAGCUUUUGUUUGUGUCAAUCUUCCCAUGUACGGGAGCUUGUAUUAUGCAAAGGACCUGCCUAGCCCAAGCCCAAAUCAAUUUCUUGACCCCGCCAACUCGGUACACAAAGAUUCUGUCCAAGUAGAUCGAGGGCCAUGGCUUUCACUUGAAGAAUUUAUCCAUUCCCGCGCCGCCCGAGAGCUAGCGUGCGUCGACAAAUUCUCGUCGUAUCUUGGUCAGCAAGGGCUGUUUCGUGGACCCAACCAAUACCGUCCAAGCAGAGCAUUGAAGGUCAGAGUCCUCGGUGAUUAUCUGAAAAUCGCAACCCAGAUUCUGCCUAACGAUUUCAACCUGUCAAAGCCCACUCUAUGGUACCCGGAUCUGCACAGUGACAAUAUCUUCGUCGGCCCUUCCCAACCGACCAGAAUCCUUGAUAUCGUCGAUUGGCAAGCAGUUAAUAUGUCCCCGCUCUUCCUCCAAGCACGCCAUCCAUCGCUCAUCGAGUUCGAAGGCCCAAUACCACAAGGCUUUGAGCCAAUAGCACUACCCGAUAAUUUCGAUGAUAUGAGCGAAGAGGCACAACACCAAGCCAAGAAUCUGCGCGCUGCCCAGUCUCUCUAUAAAGUCUAUGAAAUCCUCAUGCUCCGCCAAUGUCCGGACAUUGCUCAUGCGCUGCAUUUUCGAGACACGCUGCCAGGCCAAAUCACUGGAUUGGCAAGCUCCAACUUCAGCGAUGGAGAGCCAGUCUUACAAGGAAUGCUCAUUCGACUUCAGAAUGAGUGGGAAACAUAUGUUACAUCUUCUACACCGUGUCCCCUUUCCUUUACUCCCGACGAUAGGAUGCAGCAGCAACGCGUCGAACUGAUGCAUGAGGUUUCGGCCGAGAUUGGUGCCUACCAGGGAUGGGAUGGCUGGGUCAAUCAUAGCAAUUAUCCCGUGUACAAGGAGCGGUUGGCCAGAUGUCGCGAGAAUUUUCUGCAUCGCUACGCGAAAACUGACGAGGAAAGAAGUCAGUAG